This is a messenger RNA of Ogataea philodendri, 726 nucleotides long. RefSeq lists its product as uncharacterized. The record is from RefSeq and is a predicted model, not a curated record. NCBI's taxonomy places the organism in Eukaryota, Fungi, Ascomycota, Pichiomycetes, Pichiales, Pichiaceae. Gene Ontology annotation, molecular function: nucleic acid binding; tRNA-intron lyase activity. Bases 1 to 726 code for a protein of 241 amino acids. Gene Ontology annotation, biological process: tRNA splicing, via endonucleolytic cleavage and ligation; tRNA-type intron splice site recognition and cleavage. Gene Ontology annotation, cellular component: tRNA-intron endonuclease complex. The transcript has a single exon.
AUGGAAAAUAAAUACGAGGAAAUUAUUACCAUGGUAACAGCCAGUGUAUCUAUUAUUGGGGAUUCGGCACUUGUUUUUAGCGCUGAAGACUCACGCUCUUUACGCGAGAAAUAUGGGAUUGCCGGGAUCUUGACAGGUACUCUUCCCAUUGCGCCUCAACAAAGUUUGUUAUUGGGGGUUCCCCUGCGUUUGAGUGUAGAAGAGGUUCUAUACUUGUACGAGAAGAAGGCUAUUGAGUUCGCUGGCGCUAUUGAUACAGAUUGCUCGAACCCAACAGCAGCCGAUUCUGACGGCGGGUUUUAUGAGACGCCCAACUCAAUCACAACGACCGUCUCCCCAGAUCAAGAAACGCUCUUGUACGAGUACGUUUGUGCACAAGAGCAGGAUAUGGACGAGAUCUACCGGACAUACUGCGUUUUCAAGAAGCUGAAGCAGUACGGACAGUUUAUAUUGCCCGGUUUACGAUUUGGGGGCAAGUUUGUGUCGUAUCCUGGGGACCCCCUAAAAUACCAUUCGCAUUUUAUCGUCAACACCAAGAACUAUUACUCGGACAAGCUGGAUCUGAUGGAACUGACUAAAGGAGGCCGUCUGGCCACAAACGUCAAGAAGAUCUGGCUCCUUGCUGGAGAGAAAGGUAUUUCGCGAAAUCACAAAGAUGGACUGUCAUUUCUCAAACAGGAAACCCGAACCGUUUUAUUUUCGAUAGAGUGGUCUGGUUUUGGAUAA